AUGCCUCCAUUUCGCAAUUUCCUCGGUCGGAAGUCUCAGCCCAGUGAACAUGCUGGCUUAGAUGAGAACCAUCUCUCUCCGAAUCCCCCCGCGCCGAUACCGAUCCGCAACAGCCAGGAUGGGGAACCCACCGAGUAUAAAUUGAGUGUGGUCAAUGACGGCGGCGUGUAUCUUCCACCUUCUCCCCCCGAGAGACCGAGUUUCUGGCGCCGAUACCCUGGCUCCACCAAAUCGUCCAACCAUCGAGACCUAGUGGACGAGAAUGAGCCAUUCUCUAUAUCCCGCGAGUCCUUCGACUCCUACCGCCGAUCUUUCGACAUCUCUGCCCGCUCUCCCAUCAACCACCCCGACGCUGGGCCUUCUCGGACAUCGCUUGAUUCUCGCUUCUCUCGGUUAAACUCAUCGUCGGGUGCGCCUUCCAACAGCUUCACCAAGCCUGACACCAUGGAGGAAGAAGCCUUCGAGGAGGUGGGCUUGAAUGACGAAGCGAAGCCUAAGAAGAAAGGAUUUCUCGCCAGAUUUGGCGACUCGGGCGAUGCUCAGCAAUCCAUGGGCAACAAGUCUGGGACAUCGACCUUCGGGUUUCACAUUCCAGGCAGGAAGCGCGGCCAGAGUGGUGGCGGGUCUGAGCUAGGCUCUAUGAAGGCUCCCGCAGCCAUCUCUGUGGCUGAAGAGGCCAAAUGA
Penicillium canescens is the source of this 684-nucleotide messenger RNA. RefSeq lists its product as uncharacterized. The coding region runs from base 1 to 684 and encodes 227 amino acids. The record is from RefSeq and is a predicted model, not a curated record. The transcript is spliced from 4 exons. Lineage: Eukaryota; Fungi; Ascomycota; Eurotiomycetes; Eurotiales; Aspergillaceae.